This is a messenger RNA of Encephalitozoon cuniculi GB-M1, 732 nucleotides long. RefSeq lists its product as uncharacterized. The record is from RefSeq and is marked provisional. NCBI's taxonomy places the organism in Eukaryota, Fungi, Microsporidia, Unikaryonidae. The coding region runs from base 1 to 732 and encodes 243 amino acids. The transcript has a single exon.
AUGAAGAGUCUCCCGUUGCUAGGAAUUCUGGCGUUUGCUGCGAACAGGCUGAGUGCGAAGCAUAUCUCGCAUCAUUAUGAUGUGCACAUCAUGGGGAACUAUGUGGACAGCCUCAAGAAGGCCAAUCCCCCAAGCGAAAGUAACGAGAUGAUUUCUAAGGCCAGGUAUCUCAAUAAGGUGUACUUCGACAUAUGCGAGCCUGCAUAUAGGGAUGCCGGGGCAAUAAUGACCCAGGAAAGAUUCAAGUACAUUGCACUAGUUCUUAAUUUCCUCUAUGAGUUCUGCAGCGCUAGGGAGUAUGAGCUGGCUGCUGUAACUGCCACAGUGCUACACAACACAUCCUACCUGAGGAUCUUCGAGGCACCCGGAUCCGAUAAGUAUAAGCCUAGGGGAAUAUUCCAGAUAUGCACCAAAAAAAACUAUGCAAUUCUCGAAAGCAUAGCUUUUUUCUAUCACGACUAUGUUGAGAACCCCGAAAGGGUUGGAACCUUUUCCAUACAUGUUCUUGUGGACAUCACAUGCUUCUGGCUCCACAUGUCCUUUGCCAAGAAAAGAAGGAUCGACAUCUACGACGUCCUCAGCAUCUGCAAUCCUUCGGAAUACGAGAUUCUGCGGAACAAGUCGAAGUACUCCCGCGAGGAGGUUAAGAAGGCUGAAGAGAGAUUCGCAAAUCGAGACGAGAUCUACCAGAAGAUGCUUUCUAUAAUAUACAUAAAUUAUUAUAGGGAAUGA